This is a messenger RNA of Musa acuminata AAA Group (dessert banana), 1269 nucleotides long. RefSeq lists its product as uncharacterized. The transcript has a single exon. The record is from RefSeq and is a predicted model, not a curated record. Bases 1 to 1269 code for a protein of 422 amino acids. NCBI's taxonomy places the organism in Eukaryota, Viridiplantae, Streptophyta, Magnoliopsida, Zingiberales, Musaceae.
AUGGCGCUGUAUAGAACCUAUGAUGCUUUGAUGUGCAGAGCGUUUCCCACCACUCUGAGAGGUCCGGCCCGCGCGUGGUACAACGGCCUGAAGACCGGGACGAUCGCCUCCUUUGACCAACUCGUCAAGGACUUCGAACUCAACUUUUUGGCCUACGCCCGACCGAAACCUUCUAUUGCGUUGCUCCUCGGACUCAACCAAAGGGAGGACAAGCCCCUCUCCCACUUUGUGAAUUGUUUUGCAACACAAAUUCGGGGAUUACCGGACGCUCAUCCCUCUCUAUUGAUGCAGGGGUUUAUGAUAGGCCUGCGACCUUCCAGAUUCUUCUGGUCCCUCGUGGAGCGACCCCCCACUACGGUGCCUGAGAUGCUUCAACGCGCGAACCAGUUCAUCGCGGUCGAGGCUUGGAUAGUCGGGAAGUGGGAGGAGCACAAGAGGGCUAGGCGGGAGCCGGCUCGGGGACAAUCGUCCACCGCGCCGAGGCGCAGGAUGGACCGGCCUAACCCGCCGGUGCUGAGGACCCCGUUGCCCUCUUUGGGCGUGUCCCGAACGGAGAUAUUUCUCCAAAUAAGGGAAAAUGGGUUACUCAGGGCCCCCAACCCGAUGAAAAGCCCGCGGGAACUCGCCGACCGAUCCAAGUAUUGCCGCUUCCACCGGCAAAGCGGGCAUGAUACUGAGGAGUGCCGCGAGCUGAAGCGGCAAAUCGAGGAGCUCGUCCACAGAGGACACCUCAAUCGGUAUAUCCGUCGGGACAGGGAGCUUUCGCCCCAUCCGGCGAGCCCUGUGGAGCGCCAAAUCGACGUCAUCACAAGAGGCCCAGCAUCCAAAGGAAAUAGUAUGUCCGGAAGGAAGGCAUAUGCUCGCUCCGCUAGGGCCGAUGCUCCCCAACGUGGCCCCGACCCCGAGGUCGCGUUCCCUCCCGAGGGCGCUGAGCGAUCAGAGCAUGACGAUGCGCUCGUAAUAACAGCUCGGAUCACUAACACCCAGGUAAGGAGGAUCAUGAUCAACACGGGGAGCUCAACUGAUGUGCUCUAUCUUGACGCUUUCCGGAAACUUGGGUUGGCUAAAGAAGCCGUGGAGCCCAUGUGCUCGGCGCUCACGAGGUUCACCAGCGACUCGAUCUCGCCGUUGGGAGCCGUCACCCUGCCCCUGACUUUGGGAGCGCCGCCCAGAUCGAAGACGGUGAUGUCCACCUUUUUAGUGGUGGAUCUCCCUAUUGCAUACAACGCCAUCCUCGGAUGCCCACCCUCAACAAGAUUAGAGCCGUAG